Messenger RNA from Nothobranchius furzeri (turquoise killifish), 2650 nucleotides. RefSeq names its product transmembrane protein 110, like (gene tmem110l). NCBI's taxonomy places the organism in Eukaryota, Metazoa, Chordata, Actinopteri, Cyprinodontiformes, Nothobranchiidae. Gene Ontology annotation, cellular component: membrane. The record is from RefSeq and is a predicted model, not a curated record.
UACCGGAAGCGGAAUGAUUUAUUUGGUUGCGCUUCUUUGCGGACCUUGUUUUUGUUGUUUUCUGCGUGGAUGUGAGUCAGAUCACUUAUGCUUUGUUUGCAUUAGCAUCGCGGGAUGUCGCCACCGGAAACACGCAGAGAAAAAUCAUAUUUUUAAGCCUUAAAUCGAUUUUAGGUUGUUUGUUUUUCUGUGGGAAGAAGAGGCGAAGCACCUUUUGUUUGUUUUUUCCUCCCCACCAGCGCGUCAUCAUGGACAUGUACGGCUACGGCGGGACGUUCCUGGUGAAACGGUUCACGGCUCCGGUGGAAGUCGUGAACAUGUCUGAAAUCAGCAAGGCGAGCCCUCACGGCUGUGAUGGCGGAGCUCUAACGGACCGGUUCGGGGUUCUCAUCCAGGCACUCCUGGCUGUCGUCGCGUUCAGCACGCUGAUGCUGAAACGGUUCCGGGAGCCUGUGGGAAUCCGACGACCGUGGAGGAUCUGGUUUUUUGACACAUCCAAACAGGCCAUUGGUGCUCUGUUUAUCCACUUUGCUAAUGUCUUCCUGUCCACGCUCACCAAAGAGGACCCGUGCUCUCUUUAUCUGAUGAAUUUCCUGCUGGACGCAACGCUGGGAAUGCUGGCAAUCUGGCUGGCUGUGAAGUUGGUGUCCAGGCUGGUGGAGUACAAGCAGUGGACUCUGCUCGUGUUCGGAGAAUAUGGUGACCCCCCCCAGGCUGCAGCGUGGCUGGGCCAGUGUGGCGUUUACUUGCUCGUCAUGGUGCUGGAGAAAGGUGUGAUCAGCCUGGUGCUGCUCAUCCCUGGCUGGUCUAAACUGCAGGAGGUGUUGCUAAGCUACAUCGCUAACCCUCAGCUGGAGCUGGCGCUGGUCAUGCUCAUCGUGCCCUUCAUAGUCAACUCCAUUAUGUUCUGGGUGGUGGACAGCCUGACUAUGAGGAAACACAAGACGAUGAAGAGCCUGGACGACUCCUGUGACAGCUCUGGGGGGAAGGAUGACUCCCUGCUGGGGGGGAGCAGUGAGGAGUCACGGGUGUUGUUGGCGGUCGAGUCGGACCCCGAGGAGGAAUCGGACCAGGAGGACGAGACGCGCGUCCGCGUUCAGUAUUCAGGCGGACCGCUGAGGCCGAGCUGGGUGGUGGUGUAAACCCCGGUGGACCUGGUCUUCCACCCAUCCACCUGCUCUCUGCACGUCUUUCACCUCCGACGAAAACUGGCGGAGGCCGAAUGCACCGAGAGUUCCACAAACACGUUUAUCUUCUUGCCUCCUUCCUCCGUUUUGAUGCGAGGAAAGAUCAGAACGUGAAGUUUGUGUGGAAAGGAAAUCUAAAAUGAUUUCCUCUGGGAUGUUUUUGGGUGCUGAGGCAUUUUUAUCUUGGGUCAGAUUCCCAGUAGAGUCAAAUAUAACACAAGUAUUAAAAAGUGCUCUUUAACGGUUGAUCUGUGGACAUAUAACCACUCAGACGGCGCCUUUAAAAGGCCCAAACGUAAUCAUUCCUGCAUGUCUCUAGUUAAAGCAGCCAACAAGCACAGAAAGUCGAACCUUUAGCUGCUCUGAUGAACCAAAUGCGUCGCUGAGUAGAUAAAAGUGGCUGAUUUUUUUAAUGGUGGAGGACUUUUUAACUUCAGUGGGAGAAGAAGUUACACUUGUAGAGUUUUAUAAUGAUCAGAAGUUCAAAUGUCAGAAACCAGCAUGAAAGCUGCAAGGAAACAGCCGAAAUGACAAAAGAAAGGUUUCCUUUUGCACUGGUUGAUCAAACGUAAUCAAUAAAUAGUGCCACUAAUCAAUAAAGUAUCACGUGCACGUUAAAGUACAACGCAAAGCCGUUAGGAACUGAGGGCAGGUGAAGAUGCUGCUGCAGGAAAGUUGUCCAAGAAUGUUCCUGAGAGAAAAACAAAAUCACCUCCUAGUGAGGAGACGAAGAGGCAAUCGACCGGAACAAUAACGCAAAAUUAGAUUUUUCUUUGUAAGUAUUUCCUCUGAAGCUGCUCUGGUGAGGUUUUUAGCACAUUUAUCCGUGUUAGUUGUGUAAUAAAACACCAGACGGCUAAGUCAGAGGUGUUUUGAUGUUUAGCUGCACAAGUUGCCCGUUACAAUCACAGAAAUGUCCAAACAGCUGCUCCAGGAUCAGCGUGGGUUUGGUUUACUGCUGGAACGUCAGACGGAGCCAAAUCAAUCAACACGAAAACCGAGAAACAGUCCAUUUCUCGUUUUGUCUUGUUAUUUAAAGCUGAAGUUUUGUGAUAAAAUCAGAAAAUUUUCUAUUCAAAUACUUUGAGCUAGUUUUAAAAAUCACUAUUUUGGUUUUAUACCAAAUCGGUCGCAGCCGUUCUCAGUGAAGCCGUCCCACAGCUACGUAUGAAACUCCUCCGUUUUGCUGCACACAGUAUUUAUUCUGUUGAUGUUUGGUUGUUUGCUGCUCGUGGGGAAAAGGUAAAGGAGCUUCUGGGAUGCUAAAGGGUUCCAAAUCUAAACUAUUCUCAUUUUUCCAAUUCAAAACUUCCCCAUACUUGAUUUAGACGUGUAACACCGUUUGUAAUCCAUGUGCGGGUGUGUGUUCUACCGAGCAGAUGAAGCGUCCUGAAGCUGCCAACCCACAAACCUUCUCACUGAAUGUAUUUACUCUGCUUGAAUAAAGAUGACUGACACCUGAA